Siniperca chuatsi (mandarin fish) is the source of this 4112-nucleotide messenger RNA. Its product is annotated as hippocalcin-like protein 1. The transcript has 5 exons. Gene Ontology annotation, molecular function: calcium ion binding. Bases 570 to 1151 code for a protein of 193 amino acids. Lineage: Eukaryota; Metazoa; Chordata; Actinopteri; Centrarchiformes; Sinipercidae. The record is from RefSeq and is a predicted model, not a curated record.
UGUCUAAUUAAACCCCUACCACGUAAUCCCAACGAAACCAUCCCCCCCCCCGUUUAAAUCCACUCCAACUGCGCUCACCACUUAAACACACUGUCCUCCGCUGCUAUCCCGUCGCAACCCGGCCCCUGGAGGAGAGGAAACGCCAGCAGCAGCACCAGCUCCGCACCGCAGCACCAUCACUGCUGCCUCUCGCCUGCACGGUAGCAUGGUUUGCAGGGCUCGGCUGCUGUAGCCAAGGGCCACUUAGUCACUCAGCCAGCCAGCCAGCCAGCCAGUGUGUGUGGAUGUGUGUGAGUGUGCAGUAAGAAGCAGAAGCAGCAGUAGUAGCCAGACGGAGAUCUCGGUCGGUCCAGCUAUUCACCAGGAGCACCGGAGGAAGGCGUCCAGAGCGAGCCGAGCAUCCCCGCAUCUCCACCCGGCUGUCCUGCACACCGGCCCCGCUGAACCGGAGCAGGGAUACCCUCCUCCCCUCCAGACACUGCCUCGGCUUUAUCGGGUGUGAAAAGCGGCCUGGCUAGUGGUAUAGUCACUGUUGUUGUCAAGGAAACCAAGAGUCCUGUCCCGUUGCCAUGGGGAAACAGAACAGCAAGCUGCGGCCAGAGAUGCUGCAGGACCUCCGGGAGAAUACUGAGUUUUCCGACCAUGAGCUGCAGGAGUGGUACAAGGGGUUCUUGAAGGAUUGCCCCAGUGGAACAUUGAAUGUGGAGGAGUUCAAGAAAAUCUACGCCAAUUUCUUCCCCUACGGGGACGCCUCCAAGUUCGCUGAGCACGUCUUCCGAACUUUUGACACCAAUGGUGACGGAACGAUAGACUUCCGGGAGUUCAUCAUCGCCUUGAGCGUGACAUCAAGGGGCAAGCUGGAGCAGAAGCUGAAAUGGGCCUUCAGCAUGUAUGACUUGGAUGGAAACGGGUACAUCAGCCGCGAUGAGAUGCUGGAGAUUGUACAGGCCAUCUACAAGAUGGUGUCAUCUGUGAUGAAGAUGCCAGAGGAUGAAUCCACGCCGGAGAAGAGGACGGAUAAGAUCUUCAGACAAAUGGACCUCAAUAAUGACGGCAAAUUGUCCCUGGAGGAGUUUAUCAAAGGUGCCAAAAGCGACCCCUCCAUCGUCCGGCUACUCCAGUGCGACCCCAGCUCAGCCUCCCAAUUCUGAACCCCUGCCCUGCUACGACCCUUUCUUCCUCACCCUGUCUGUUGCUACUGAAACAGUCACUCAAAUCAAUGCAUGAUGGUUCUCGUCUCUCAUAUCAUAUCAUUUUUAUUUAUUUAUUUUUGUUGUUGUUGUUGUUGUGUGCAAGGGUGGAGGAGGAAUUUUAAGGAGGCUAAGAAAAGUCAUCACUAUCAUUUCACUUUCAUUUUUAUAUUUGGGAAAAAUUAAGGGACAUGCAUACAUUUAAAGAUCAGCCGACAGUGGCGUCCGCUAAUAUUCCCGAAAAUCUCUCUCUCUCUCUGGAACGUUGGAUUUCCAGGGAGCUUGUGACAAAGUGUGGAUGUUUUUUGCAGGGUGGGGAUUGCUCAGCGUCUCCUCCAACACACAUGUAUAUCAUGUAUAUACUGUACGUCUAUCUAUAUCGUGAGAUGAAGUACAUUUGUCUUCAUGUAUGGUGCACACUCUUUGGAACGGAAAGGCAGUGUUAUGGGUGGUCGGGGUGGAGGUGUGUGGGGAGUUAGUGGGAUUUUACUGCUAUAUGAUCUUUCGCUGAGAAAAAGAAGGCCUAAAAUCUCAUUUGGUUUUUUUAUUGAUAUCUACAGGCAUUUUGUUGAUUUUUAAAGUUGAAAUGUUUUUUUUUUUUUUCAUUUGUACAUAUUGUUUUCCUCCUUCAUGUUUUAUUUAUUCAUUUGUAUUCUUAUUAUUGUGCUUUUACUUUGAUAUGUUGUUAAAGAUGACCAUAUUCCACUUUACAGUGACAGAGAGAGAGAGAGAGAGAGUGAGAUUGAUCUCUUUGGGAUUUGCGGAUUUGUUUAAGUGGAAGAUUAUGAAAUAAAGGUGUCCCAUAAUGCAUUUGAUCGACACCAGUAGCACAUAUCGUUUGAGCCGCCAUGUGUUUAUAAAGUAUGGCUGUGCAUUUGGUCUGAAUGCGUGUGCGUGCAUGUGAAUAUGCACUGUAUGCUUGAGGCUAACUUUUACAGUAUUGUCAUGUUGUGUUGUUUCUUAAUUUGUAAGUAUUUUAAAGUUCUUUAACAACAAGCAGUAAACUUAAGAUAGUUGUAACCUGUCACUAUACUGCAUGAUCCUACGAACUGGACGAUGACAAAAUCCACAAAAACAGUUAACGCACAGCGGUAUCUUUUUGUAGCUCUGCAGCCUCCUCAGCACUGUCCCGGGCAGAAAUGAUUGAAUACUUGUCUUGCAUUGGGACAAACCCUCCUCCCACUCUCUUUUCCUCUGACAGACAGAGAACUCACUAAGGGCUCGUUCAUCACUCACUAGCUGAAUGCUUUUAUAACCUCCUGGAUUAGUCUGCUUACAGAGCAGUUAGAUGAAGGGACAUGUUUCAGGAGACAGGAGCAAGUGCAGAUACUUGUUCUGAUUAGAUUUUUCAGGGUUUCCAGACAUAUGUAGUAAUCUGAUCAGUGGCUGUGACACCUAUUCUAAACAUCAGUCUCUCCAAUUCCAAGUCCUAAGUGAUAAACCUACUUUUAGGAGGGGAUGUGUUUCCUCGAUGUUAUCAAUGAAGUCACAGUUUGGAGCAAAAAUACUAUUUUCAAUUCAAUCAAAAUGUUUCUUUAUAUGAUGCACAAGAAGGUCAAGCCUGUUAAAUGAAGACCAUCCAAAAGCACUUAAGGAUAAUUGUUAUUAUGAAAUAUAUUACUGUUAUAUUGGUAUAUAAGUAUAAUGUAUUAGUGUUUUUGGUAUUUAGAAGUGGUGGGAUGUAACUAAGUACAUUUACUGAAUUACUGGACUUAGGUAAAACAAACUAAGGUACUUUAUUGGAGUAUUUUCAUUUUAUGCUACUUUAUACUUUUACUCCACAUUUCAGUGGGAAAUAUUGUAAUUACUAAUACAUUACAUUUAUCUGACAACUGUAGUUACCAGUUACUUUUCAGAUGUUACACCCAAAUCAGUUUAUAAAAUAUAUUGUAUUGUUAUAGAUUAAACUGCCCAAAAUUAUAUAAAACAGUUAUAAUUAGCUCCAACCUUACCAACUACAAUGUUAAAGCACUGCUUGCAUGUCAAUGAAUCAAUAAUAAUGAUCCAAUAACAUAAUAUACACACUGACAGGGCUCAUUCUGCAUAAUGAGUACUUUUACUGUUGGUACUUUGAACCACUGGUAUUUAGCAAAGCUGAUAUUCAAAAUCCCUAAAUUUGACCCCGUCCAUGCCCUUACCCUACCGCUCCUCAGUUAAAAAAAAGGGACAAGGAUUCGGUAUUUAUUCCAUAAUUUUAUUCUUAAUGUUAGAAAAUCCUUUUGAAAUGGCACACUGAAAUGCUUCAUUGAAAUCUAAUGCAAUUAUUUCAGGUGGAUUAGCAGUCACUUUACACACUGAGGAAUAAAACCUUGCACACUUCCAUUAAACUGGGAUGAUUUCUCUGUCUGCCAUGUGAGAUAAAAACAUUUUUUUUUUCCUUUAGCUAGUCGGAGAAGAACCUCAUAUGUCAUACCAGACUUAACUGACAAACAUCAACGAUUUUUAAAAAUGGCCAAUUUCUGCCCAAUAUGUGUGUUGCCCAGCAUUUCACUACCUCACAAAUUAAAUUAUUGUGUGCAGUGGUGGCAAAGUGAACUACCGGUGAGAGGCUGAGAGCUGUGCUGGUGCAGCUGCAUCCACAUGACAUUAGGACUAACCUAAGGUUAACUUGUACCAAACAUUUGAGUAGGAGUUUCCUAACCAGCCUCUGCUUUGGGGAUCCUAUAGUGUCACUGCCUUCUGCUGGUAGGAUAAGGAACAACAGUUGCUACACCUGAUCUACUACAGUUGAAUCUCUUUUCUAUUCUCAUCGCCUCUGAUGAACUGGUACCUUGUGUUGGAUAAAUAGACCCCCUUCUUUCUUUCUUCCUAACCUCCCUUUUAUUCCUUCCUAUUUUUCUGUUGCAUGAAAACCUCACGUGAGGAUGUCAUGUUUGUUCCGUUGGACCUGAAAGCGAAAUAUAACUAUGUGUUUCAAAGCUG